Messenger RNA from Notechis scutatus (mainland tiger snake), 2118 nucleotides. RefSeq names its product defective in cullin neddylation 1 domain containing 4 (gene DCUN1D4). NCBI's taxonomy places the organism in Eukaryota, Metazoa, Chordata, Lepidosauria, Squamata, Elapidae. The record is from RefSeq and is a predicted model, not a curated record. Gene Ontology annotation, biological process: protein neddylation. Gene Ontology annotation, cellular component: ubiquitin ligase complex. Gene Ontology annotation, molecular function: cullin family protein binding; ubiquitin-like protein binding; ubiquitin conjugating enzyme binding.
GGGGGGGAGAGCCGUGCUGAGGCGAGAGAGAGAGAGAGAGGGAGGCGGUUGGAGCGCACACGCGCUACGGCCGCUGCCCCCAAAAUGCACUCGGAUGCCGCGGUUGUCAAUUUUCAGCUGAACUCUCAUCUAUCAACACUGGCAAAUAUUCACAAGAUUUACCAUACCCUUAAUAGGCUGAAUUUGACGGAAGAUACUAGUCAAGACGAUAACCAAACAGGAAACCUGAGAUCUUGCAGUUCAUCAGACAGCUUUAGCAAAGUGAUGCCUCCAAGAAAAAAAAGGCGACCUACAACAGGAGAUGAUCUGACAGCUAAAAAAAGUAGACAUGAUGGCGUAUACAGAAAAUACGAUUCUACCAGAAUAAGGUCAGAAGAUGAUAUGUUUUCAAGUAAAAGGUGUUUAGAGUGGUUCUAUGAAUAUGCAGGAAAAGAUGAUGUUGUGGGUCCUGAAGGAAUGGAGAAGUUCUGUGAGGACAUAGGGGUUGAGCCAGAAAACGUAGCCAUGCUUGUGUUGGCUUGGAAAUUGGAUGCUCAGAAUAUGGGCUAUUUUACAUUGCAAGAAUGGCUAAAAGGAAUGACAUCCCUGCAGUGUGACACAACAGAGAAGCUAAGAAAUUCUUUGGAUUACUUGAGAUCUUUAUUAAACGAGCCUAUGAAUUUUAAGCUUAUUUAUAGAUAUGCGUUUGACUUCGCACGUGAAAAAGAUCAGCGAAGCCUAGAUAUGAAUACUGCCAAGUGUAUGCUAGGACUCCUCUUAGGAAAAACAUGGCCCCUCUUUCCAGUAUUUCAUCAGUUCUUAGAGCAAUCUAAGUACAAAGUUAUCAACAAGGACCAAUGGUGCAAUGUUCUGGAAUUCAGUCGAUCCAUUAAUCUUGACCUCAGCAAUUAUGACGAAGAUGGAGCAUGGCCAGUGUUGCUGGAUGAAUUUGUGGAGUGGUAUAAAGAGAAACAAAUGACAUAGGAAUUUUAACUAUGCACAGCUGCUCAAGAGCCUUUGUUACUACAGUUAAUGUCAACCAUUAGCCAUAAACUUCUCUUUGUAUAUAAAGCGCAUGCUGCUUUUCCUGCACUGUAUCCCAUUUUCAGGGAUUUUUUUUUUUUGGGGUGUUUGCUGUUUAACAGGCCAGCUCUGCUUGCUGUGUACCAUUGUUCUCUCCAAAAAGGCUGCUUUGCGUUUUGUCUCUACACUACAGAUGGUGAACUUGCCAGCAUCCUCACUGUGACUAAUGUGAAUAUUGCUGUCUAAACUUUGUAUAUGUGUAUAAAAAAAAAAAAGCUUCAUCUAGGAAUGUUUUCAGCAGGAAAGGUAUUAUAAAAAAUAAUUUUGUCGCAUUCAAGUAACCACGUAACUUAAUUUUUAAUUGACUGGGCCUCCGGCAUAGCAUUUCAGGGAAAGUGAUUGGGGGGGGAGGGGGUUUGCCUACGUAGAACUAUUGCUAGUUAGUAAUAGUUGUUUUAGGAUGCCAGUUUUUGAAGGAAAAUCUUGAAAGUAGGGUUUCCUUGGCAGUGUCCAGCUUUGUUUUUAUUUAAGAAGCAAUUAUUGGUUACCAUUUUAAUUGAAACUCUUUAAUCAAUUGUUACAGCUUGAACAGAGUUGUACAUGCCAUAGUAACUUCCAUAUGGCAAUAAUGCUAAUUUUCUCAUAGUCAGAUGCUGUAGUUUGCUAAGAGGUACAGAUUAUCUAAUUAAACAUCUGAUUAAAAAAGGGUUUUAGACUUGUAACAUGGCAUAUUCUUUUAUUUUAUUGUUAUUCUUGUUCCCAGAGUGUUUUGAUGAUCUGGAUAAAGACAGAAUGAAGUCUUGUUUCAAAACACAGCCUAAAUGUAUGAAUGUAUUUCAGAAACUGGAAUCAAAGCUUAGCCUGAAAACUCGGCAUGGCUGCGUUUAUAUUCCAGGUAUUGAAUUUCCCAGCAAAAUGCCAAUUACGAGCAACAUCUACUCUAAUCAAAGCAGCAUCAUUAUUUAUUUGGAAUCAUUUUUUAUCUGUUUGGACUGGGAAGUUCAAAGAAGUAGAUGAAUGAAGUAAAACUUUCUGUCUCACCUUUUCAUCAGUCUUCAUAAUACAGUUCAAUGUACAUUUCUAUAAUUUUUUUUUUUUUACUAAGGUAGCUAUAGA